AAUCCAAAGAAACGAAAAGGAAAAGAGGAAAAAGCUAAGACCAAGUGGACAUGUCCCUUAUUGUCUCUCCUAACUUCCAUCGUCUUCAAUCUGCUUUUUUCUCCUUCUACAAUUUCCACUCACCACUCUCUCUCAGUAUCAAUGGCGAGCUCAGCGGUAAUUGGAUGGAGGAUUCUCUUCCUUCUAUUAGGCUGCACAAUGGCUACAGCUCUAGUUUACACAGUCGCCACUGAUGGCUCUCCUUUUCGCGAACAAAUUCUCUCACGGGUAAUGGUGGCAACCGUAAUUGACAUUUAUAUCAGCAUCGUAGCUAUUGCAACAUGGAUUUCCUACAAGGAAGCAAACUGGAUUACUUCAACAAUUUGGAUAGUUUUUCUGGUGUGUUUCAGCGGCAUUACUACAUGUGCCUACAUUCUUUGGCAGUUGUGGCAACUAUCAUCUCAGGAAUCCUUUGAAGAUAUCAUGUACCAUGUUCUGAUCAGGAAUCCAAACAAGAUUGGCAUGGAUCAGCAGCACAGUAAGCAGUCCAAUGUUAUGAUUGCAAAAAUAGUUUUCAUUGUUUUGAGUUGUUUGAUGGCGGUAAAUUUGGUCUAUCUUUUUAGUGCGGGUUCACCUUUCCGCAUCGAGUUUUUUACACCACACUGGAUGGUGACAACACUGAUUGAUUUCUGUAUAGAUGCCACAGUUUUGUCAAUCUGGAUGUUCUAUAAAGAAGAAUCAUGGCUUACUGCAAUCUUUUGGAUAGUUCUAUUGCUGAGUUUUGGGAGUAUAUCUACAUGUCCCUUCAUUGUUAAGGAACUAUUCAAGCUCAAUUCCGGAGAUCCUCCACACCUUAUUUUAUUGAAAGCAUCCCACAGGUUAAAAGAAGGUUAUGUACAAAUUAUUCAAUAAGGUUGCUACAAUUUGACGGUUUCUUAAAAACUGCAAAAUUUAUAUCUAAUCAUACGAUCGUUGUUGAUAAACUACCACAUUCUCAAAUGAUGUCUCCAUCCAAAUGAAAGGAUAGAGAAAUUGGAGUGUUCUAAUUCGUUUUGGUUCUUGUCUUGUUUUCAUCGUAUUGGAAAAUUUAGCAUAUGAUGUAACUUUAAUGUCCAAAAGACAUAUUAUUACUUUAUCCUUCCAAAUCUCAUUUCAUCUC
This is a messenger RNA of Cucumis melo (muskmelon), 1138 nucleotides long. RefSeq lists its product as uncharacterized. The transcript has 9 exons. Bases 142 to 891 code for a protein of 249 amino acids. The record is from RefSeq and is a predicted model, not a curated record. Lineage: Eukaryota; Viridiplantae; Streptophyta; Magnoliopsida; Cucurbitales; Cucurbitaceae.